Molecule: messenger RNA, 484 nt
Organism: Pocillopora damicornis (cauliflower coral)
Lineage: Eukaryota; Metazoa; Cnidaria; Anthozoa; Scleractinia; Pocilloporidae
Cellular component (GO): mitochondrion
Source: RefSeq, a predicted model, not a curated record
UUGCCAGUUUGCUUCAAGGCGACACGAUCUAAACAUUCUAUCGUCGAUCGUUCUGUGCUGGGGUAGAAACCAUUUUCGAAGUGUUUCGACAAAGCAUUUAUCCAUGAUCAGAGGUAAUCUGGCUAGGAUAUUUCGAGCCACUGUACACCCAAGAAAUAAAAAUCUGUUAUCAACUGCAUCUCAGGCCAUGAUGUCAGUCCAACAAUCAAUUACCGAAAAGCUAACAAAGGAAUUCAAGCCUGUCUAUUUAGAUGUAAUGAAUGAAAGUUACAUGCAUAAUGUUCCAAAAGGUUCAGAAACCCAUUUUAAGGUUGUGGUGGUAUCUUCAAAUUUUAAUGACACACCGUUAAUUCAGAGACACAGAUUAGUCAAUGAAGUCCUAAAGGAAGAGUUGGCCACUGGGGUCCAUGCUUUGUCUAUACAGGUAAUAAAUUUAACUCCUAAAUUUCUGGAAGCAAUUUAUAUGUAAUUUUUCCUGACAAUA